This is a messenger RNA of Papilio machaon (common yellow swallowtail), 1401 nucleotides long. RefSeq lists its product as uncharacterized. The record is from RefSeq and is a predicted model, not a curated record. NCBI's taxonomy places the organism in Eukaryota, Metazoa, Arthropoda, Insecta, Lepidoptera, Papilionidae. The coding region runs from base 65 to 1336 and encodes 423 amino acids. The transcript is spliced from 3 exons. Gene Ontology annotation, cellular component: extracellular matrix.
CAAUUUAUAUAAAAGCGCCUUUUUACAGGACGAGUGUAUCAGUACCUGCAGAACACACAAAAACAUGUUGACUAAAGUAUUGAUUUUGAGCGCCUUCGCGGCGAUUGCGUCUGCUGGGCUCAUUGCCGAGCCACAUUACUCAUCUGCAGCAGCGGUCUCGUCGCAAAGCAUCGUGCGCCACGACCAGCACCAGACCAUCCAUGCAGCACCUGUGGCCAUUCAAACCGCUCCGAUCUCAUACAGUGUCGCUCCAGUUGCUUACCAUUCCACUCCCGCUCAUAUCGCCACAAAUGCUGUAUCUUCUCAAAGCAUUUUACGUCACGACCAACCUCGUGUCACACUCGCAACUGCACCUCUUGCCUACACUUCGGCCCCAGCUCAUUAUGCUGCUUCACACGUAAAUUACGCCGCUCCUGUUUCUUACCAAACAUACCCAGCUCGCGUAUCUUCAGGCCACGCUGUGUCUUCCCAAACUAUUCUACGUCAUAAUCAACCACACGUUACUUUAGCAGCGGCACCUAUUUCUUACGCUGCUGCACCGUCGUACUACGCGGCUUCCCACAGUAAUUAUGCUAGCCCUAUAUCGUACAAUACAUCCCCGGUUCGAGUUUCUGCAGGUCAUGCUACAUCUUCCCAGACAAUUUUGCGCCAUGACCAACCUCAGCUCGCCGUUGCAGCAACACCAAUUUCGUAUGCCGCUCCUACUUAUGCUGCUAUUCCUAGUUACGCAGCCACUCACGUUAAUGCUGCUCCUGCAGCCUACACAUCGCAAGCUCGCUACACUGGUGGUCACGCAGUUUCUUCACAGAACAUCAUACGUCAAAAUCAAGGCAUCUCCUCUAUCGCCAUUGCUCCGUCCACUUACUCUUCUCCUUCCUCACUCUACUCUUCAUCCUACGGAUAUGGAUCAAACCCCAUUCAACAAGCAUCUAUCCACGGUAUUUCCUCUCAAACAAUUCUACGUCAGGACCAACCUCAUGCCACGGCAGCCAUCGCCCCUGUUACUUACGCAGUCACUGCCCCAUCUCAUUACGCGGCUCCUAGCCACGGCAUUAUUGCAGCUGCGCAACACGUAGAACAAUAUGCUCACCCGAGAUACGACUUCGCGUACUCUGUGGCCGACGGACACACCGGCGACAACAAGUCGCAGCAGGAGAGCCGCGACGGCGACGCCGUACAUGGCCAGUACUCGCUGUUGGAGGCCGAUGGGUCCGUGCGCACCGUGCAGUACAGCGCCGAUGACCACAGCGGCUUCAACGCGGUCGUCACCAACUCCGCGCCCGCGCACCACCCAGUACCCGCGCAUGCACCUCAGCAUAUCAUCGCACAACAUUAAGUUCCUUCUAGUCACUCGUUUAAUGGUCAAAUAUAUAAGUGUUACAUAUAAGUAAAUUAAUAAAG